Messenger RNA from Helianthus annuus (common sunflower), 959 nucleotides. RefSeq lists its product as uncharacterized. The record is from RefSeq and is a predicted model, not a curated record. Bases 78 to 794 code for a protein of 238 amino acids. The transcript has 3 exons. Lineage: Eukaryota; Viridiplantae; Streptophyta; Magnoliopsida; Asterales; Asteraceae.
CAAUUUUCCCAGAUGAAAAAAAACGUAGACCCACUCAACACGCAAUAAGAAGAAGAGAAGUUGAUCGGAGAAUUAAGAUGAAACUUGUUUGGUCGCCAGAAACCGCCGCUAAAGCUUUACUGGACACCGUUAAAUCCUGCAAAGGUUUGGACGGAUCAAGCGUGGCGGAGCUGAUCGCCGCCAUGGCCGGCGGCUGGAACGCAAAGCUCAUAGUGGAAACAUGGUCACAAGGUGACGUGGCAACCACAAGCAUUGGUUUAUCAAUAGCAAGUGUGCACACGUGCGGCCGGCACGUGUGCAUAGUUCCGGACGAGGUCUCGAAGACGGAGUACUCGCGCGUGUUAAGAACAGCCGGAAUGUCGCCGGAGGUUAUUGUUGGGGUGCCGGAGGAGGUGGUUAAAGGGAUGGUGAUAGAUUUUCUGGUGGUGGAUGGUCAGAAAAACAACUUUGGUCGGGUUGUUAUGGCGGCGAAGUUCGGCGGGCGUGGGGCGGUGGUGGUUUGUAAGAACGCCGCAGCGCGUGAUGUACGGUUGCGGAGCUUGUUUGACGGUGGAUCACGGCGGAUUGUGAGGUCGGUGUUUUUGCCGGUGGGGGAUGGGGUGGAUGUUGCCCACGUGGCGGCGGGUGAAGGUGGCGGGUCGGGUUCGGGUUCGGAUAAAGUGAAGAAGAGUAGGUGGAUCAGACGGGUCGAUAUUCGAUCCGGUGAAGAGUUUUUGUUCCGCAAAGACGGAGAACGGUUACAUCACUAUCGAUAUGGGCUCGAAAGUCAAAAUGGAGGAGUCUCACAUCCAUAAAGCAUCCACCCGAAACCUCGAGUGACUCGAAUUUUUAACAAUAACUUUAUUUAGGUUUAUAUCGUAAUAUUUUUUAUUUAGUAACUUUUACAAUUUGAUAUGAUAAUCUAUCAAGGUAGUCGUUCUUAUGAUUUUCAUGUACCUUAAAUAACCUUUUAUGGUAGU